AUGGAACAUUUCAAAUUCAACCUCACCGCACCGGACAACCAGAGCAUCUCCACCUUCGACUUCCGUCCAAUCGUUCAAUCUUUUGUGUUCAGCCCCUCAGAGUACGCCUUUCCUGACAACGACAACAUUGAAAAUGUCCCCGAUUACCACAUCAACUUCACCAACUUCACCAACUUCACCAACUUCAGCACUGACCACCACGUUAAAAACGGAGACACAAGCUUCGUCAUGUUUGUGGCGACCUGCGUGAUCGUGUGUCUCAGCCUUCCUUUGACCCUCUGGGCCAUCGCUGCACUUUAUUCUCUGGUGAGAAAAGAUCAAGUUGCUCCGAUCUACGUCAUCAACCUUCUCAUCUCCGACCUCGUCCAGUUCUGCUACAUGAUCGUUGAGGUGGCAGCACCAGAGAAGAAGAAUUUACUUAAACUCUUCAUGUACAUUUACGACUACAGUGUGUUGGUCAGUGUUGGCUUCAUGGUGGUCAUCGCUCUGGAAAGGUAUUUGGCUGUCGUCCACCCACUGUGGUACCGCUUCAGACGAACCAACAAGACCUGUGUGCUGAUCUGUGUCCUGGUCUGGAUCCUCCCUGUUGUCCCUGUCCUCACUGAGUGUUUCUGUGAUAGGUUCCAGGUUGUAGGAACCAUCUUAGGGGUCUUCUUCCUCCUUCCUCUCCCGCUGCUCAUGUUCUUCCUGAUCGCGACUCUCAAAGCCCUGUAUGCUUCCACCUUGGUCCCGUCUGAGGAAAAACGCAGAAUCACAGGAAUGUUGGUCCUGGUGCUGCUGAUUUACCUGUCUCUGUUCCUGCCCGCCAUCAUUGCGUUGCUAACACAAGAGAGAAACAACUCACAUAUAUUGACCGCAGAGUACCUGGCUCCGAUGUUUCUUAAGUUGAGUCCUCUUGCGGACUUGUUUCUGUAUGUUUUCUUGAGGAAAGGGGCCACAAACAAGUGUCCAGCCUGCAUGUGUUGCUGGAGAGCAGACAGCAGUGAGCUCAGUAGUAUAACUACCUAA
Messenger RNA from Centropristis striata (black sea bass), 1008 nucleotides. RefSeq names its product proteinase-activated receptor 1-like. Gene Ontology annotation, biological process: positive regulation of Rho protein signal transduction; phospholipase C-activating G protein-coupled receptor signaling pathway. NCBI's taxonomy places the organism in Eukaryota, Metazoa, Chordata, Actinopteri, Perciformes, Serranidae. Gene Ontology annotation, cellular component: membrane. Gene Ontology annotation, molecular function: G protein-coupled receptor activity. The transcript is spliced from 3 exons. The record is from RefSeq and is a predicted model, not a curated record. The coding region runs from base 1 to 1008 and encodes 335 amino acids.